AUGGCCGGACUGUCUUUCUUUGAGUAUCCUGAUAUCCAUGACGUAGGGAAGGAGGGGGGCAAGGAGGAGCGAGACACUGUCUUACCAGAAGAGCAGCGUUUGCUUCAGAGGCGAAGUUCCAUCGCCACCUCGCUGAACAAGCGUCUGCUGUCCUUCAGUGUUGGCGGUGGGCGAGUGAGUUCCAUCCGCCGGCUGGUAUUUAACGUGAACGGGACCAGGUUCGUGGCCUGGGAGGACCAGUUCGACAGGUUCCCCCACACCCUACUCGGAUCAGACAGCCUUCGGCGAGUCUUCUACGACGCCGAUACGAAGGAGUACAAGUUUGACCGCUGCCCGAAGGUCUUCAAGCACAUCCUCAUGUAUUACCGCACGGGGGUCCUGCAUUUAUCCAGUGACGUUUGCCUGUCCACCUUCAUAGAGGACUUGGAGUUCUUCAGGAUUUCUCUGGACGAGAGCCUCGGAACCUGCUGUUACGAAACAUAUCAGUCGAUCAGAGAGGAGUUUCUCGGCAAAGACCCUUUAGGAGAAGUGAACCCAGAUCGGACAAGAAGCCAGAGCCCCACGACUUUACGACAAAAGAUGUGGCAAGUAUUUCACGAUGUUCCCGGGUCCGCUUACGGCAGUGCCUUCAACAUGGUUGUGGGAUACUUCAUCGCGAUCACGGUCAUAUCGAACAUAGUGGAGACAGUUUCAUGCGGCGAUCGCUACUGUGACACCUGCGAUAAACUCUAUCCCUGGGUGUUCGAGUGUAUCGACACGGCCUGCGUCUCGAUUUUCACGCUGGAGUUUUUCAUGAUGCUCUUUGCUGCACCGAAUAGGUGGAAUUUCCUGAAGAGCUUCGUGACUCUCAUUGACGUUGUCGCGAUUCUGCCAUUCUACCUGAACUUUCUGGUGAGGAGUGACGGAUUUUCGUCUACGGUUCUACGGUCACUCCGCGCGUUCCGGAUCCUGCGCUUCGGUUCUUCUUCCCGCGGAUUGCGAAUGUUGGUCAUGACUUUAAAGGAAUGCAUGAGCCAGCUGGCUGUCCUGUUCUUCGCCAUGUUCAUAUUUGGCAUCAUCUGCUCCACUCUGAUUUUCUACGCGGAGAGUCCCGAGAACAUGACGUUUUCCAGCAUCCCCGCCACGUUCUGGUACGUGAUCGUGACCAUGGCGUCCGUAGGGUACGGCGACAUGCUUCCCAAAUCUACCGUGGGUAUGACUCUAGGAGCCGUGUGUUCAGUCUUCGGCGUGGUCUUACUAACAAUACCUUUAACCAUCGUUGGAACAACCUUCAGUCGGAUGUACAAGAAAAUCAAGAUCGCACAGGUAAAGACAACUGAAAGACGAGAGAAUCAGACUGGAAGAGAGAUGUUACCCUGGACACAAAAUGACAGAACAGUACAGUUGACUGAGAGGUAA
This is a messenger RNA of Branchiostoma belcheri (Belcher's lancelet), 1398 nucleotides long. RefSeq names its product potassium voltage-gated channel protein Shal-like. The transcript has a single exon. Gene Ontology annotation, cellular component: membrane; voltage-gated potassium channel complex. Gene Ontology annotation, biological process: protein homooligomerization; potassium ion transmembrane transport. The coding region runs from base 1 to 1398 and encodes 465 amino acids. Gene Ontology annotation, molecular function: A-type (transient outward) potassium channel activity; protein binding. The record is from RefSeq and is a predicted model, not a curated record. Lineage: Eukaryota; Metazoa; Chordata; Leptocardii; Amphioxiformes; Branchiostomatidae.